AUGAGGGUUCAGGAAGUUGCAGAUGAAGUAGCGUCACUGCAUAAACGUUUGGAGGAAUCGCAGAAUCAAAUUGCACUAUUGGUGGCUCAGAUGCAGCAAAUGAAUGAUUCUAUGGUGGCUUUGCAAUCGCGUUCGCAAGUUUCACAGGAGAGUCAACAGGAAUCAGUGAUGCAGUCACUGUCGUCCGAAGGGGGAAAUUUUCACAAUGAUAGAGGAAACAAAGAGGUUGUGGAUCCACGCUCGUUGUUGAAGUUUGUGAAGAUGGAAAUUCCAUUAUUUGAUGGUACAAACCCAGAUAAUUGGAUUUUCAAAAUAGAACUGUUCUUCGAUUUGCAGAGAGUUCCACCAGAGUUGAAGGUACAAUUAGCCGGUUUGAGGAUGGAUGGUACGGCUUCCUCGUUGUUCCAAUGGAAAUUUCGGAGUGGCACUGUUCGUUCGUGGACAGACUUCGUUACAGCUUUGUGUCAAUGCUUUGGAGUCUUACCACAGAAGCAUGUAACGGGUAAUCUUUCCAAAUUAUCCCAACAAGGAACAAAGAAGGGUCCAUAUCGUGCUUUUCACUCCAAUGAGACAACCAGUGGAACAAUUACGGGUUUAGCCACUUCUGUUGCUUCCAAUGCAGUAUCCUCAACAGCAAAUACAUCUUCAGCAGUACCAAAAAUUCCAUUCAGGAAAUUGUCGAAUGAGGAGAUGAGCCGUAAGAGGGAGUUGGGUUUGUGUUUCACUUGUGAUGACAAAUGGACCUCUAAACAUAGGUGUCCUAGUAAAAUGUUACUCAUGGUGGGUGAGGAUCUAGAUGAAGAUGGGGAAGAGGAAGAAAACAUGGUUUGGAAUUCACAAGGCUUGGUGAAAGAGGAUGCAGCCUUACAUUCCUUGUCAGGAGGCACAUUCAAUAAGGCUUUCCAAUUUUUAGCUCACAUACAUGGGAAAGCCAUACCUAUUCUGGUUGAUACGAGAAGUACGCAUAAUUUUGUCAAAACAGAAUUAGCCAAUGAGUUGGGGUUACAUAUGACUCGUAUUAAAAGGAUGAGAGUAUUCCUUGGCAAUGGGGAAUUUAUGCUCUGUGACCAUAAAUGCAGAGAGGUACACAUGUGGAUACAUGGAGAGGAGUUUGUAGUUGAUUUAUGGGUGUUGAACCUUGAGAAGCUGGAUUUGAUUUUGGGAAUAUGCUGGUUGGAGCAGUUAGGCAAAGUGACACAUGAUUACCAUCAAAUGGAAAUGGAGUUCAAAUGGAAGGACAAAGAUGUUCAACUUACAGCUCUAAAAACAACAGCUGACAAAGAAUUAAUCCAGCAUGACCAAGCUGAGUAUUGGGCAAUGCAACAGGAGGCACCACCAUCAACUACCAAUGAGGUCAGUGCAGAAUUAUUACUUUUAAAGCCUACUGUUAAUGAGUUGUUGUGGCCAAUUCUUUUGCAAUACCAAUCUGUUUUCACUAUUCUAAGAGAAUUGCCACCCUUUCGAGACACAGUACAUGCAAUUCAUUUAGAGCAGGGAGUGAAACCAGUCAAUGUGAGACCAUAUUGUUAUGGACAUCAUCAGAAAGAGGAAAUUGAAAAACAAGUUUCUGAUUUACUUGAAUCUGGAUUCAUUAAGCCAAGUAACAGUCCUUAUUCCUCCCCAAUCUUACUGGUAAAGAAGCAAGAUAAUUCAUGGCGUAUAUGUAUGGAUUACAGAGCAUUAAAUAAAAUCACAAUUCGGGAUAGAUUUCCAAUGCCAACAAUAGAUGAAUUGAUGGAUGAAUUGGAUGGAUCAGCUAUAUUCUCCAAACUCGAUCUGAGAGCUGGAUAUCAUUAA
Molecule: messenger RNA, 1797 nt
Organism: Gastrolobium bilobum
Lineage: Eukaryota; Viridiplantae; Streptophyta; Magnoliopsida; Fabales; Fabaceae
Exons: 2
Coding region: 1-1797 (598 amino acids)
Source: RefSeq, a predicted model, not a curated record